AUUCCUUCUUAUCGCUGUGGAAUCCACAUUUCCCCUUUAUUCCCCUGCUCUUCCCAUUUCGUGUUCUAUUCAUUACUUACUUUCUCCACCCUAAUUCCCUCAUAUUAUUACACUUUUUUUAAUUUAAAAAACUGCAAUUUCAAAAUUAUUAGUAUUUAACAAUAAUAUUAGCCAUAAACAAAUUUGAUCAUCCAAAGCGAAUGACGCUGGAAUUAGUACAGACACACAUACAUGUAGAAUGCAGUACUGACACAUUCAGAUAGAUAGAUCCACAUUGAAAGUAGCGUUAGACUCAAGCUCACUUUCUUUAUUCUUAAUCCCCUCUUUCCUUUUUUUUUACUUGGUUUAUUUCAUUGAGCAAACAGAAAAAUACUAGAAGCUUCUUCCGCAUCAUGGGAUGCACGCAAUCCAAGAUCGAGAAAGAGGAGACGGUGACGAGAUGCAAGGAUCGGAAGCACCAUAUGAAAGAAGCUGUCGCGGCACGCAACGCCUUCGCCGCCGCUCAUUCUCUCUACACCAUGGCGUUGAAGAACACCGGCGCUGCUCUCAGUGACUACGCCAACGGGGAGUUUCAGUUGUCCACGUCAUCCUCGGGUCCGGCCGUCGCUGCCGGUGUGAUUCCGCCGGUUUCGCAGCCGUCGUAUGAUUCUCUUCCUCCGCCGCCGCCGCCGCUGCCGAAUUUCCCGCCUGCUCCGCUCCAGAGGGCGGCGACGAUGCCGGAGUUUUCGAUACCGAAACCGGAUUUGCCGAGAUCCGACCCGAUUAUUGAGGAAGGUGAGGAGGAUGAGGAGGACGAGGAGGAGGAGAAUUUGUACGAGGAGAGUGGUCAUGAUUUGAAGCAUCGGAGUACGAGGAGUGCUGGGGGUGGGGUCCAGAGUGGGAAGAGUAGUGGUGUUGAAUUGCCGGUGAAUCCGCCGGUGGCGGUGAGGAACCGGGAGCCUCCGCCGCCGCCGAGCCCUGAGAUGAAUGGGAUGUCGUGGGACUUUUUCUUCGCGCCGAUGGAGAAUGUGCCUAAUCCGAGCUUAGCGGAGGUGGAUGAGGGGAGAAUUGAGAGGGAGGAGAUGGAGAGGAGGGCUUUUGAGGAAAGGGCUAGGAUGGCUGAGGCAGCUGAGAGGAAAGCUAAGGAGGCUGCUGCCGAAAAGGCGGCCAAAGAGAGGGAAAGGGAAAAGGAGAGGGAAAGAGAGAGGGAGAGGGAGCUGGAGUUGCCACCGCAGCCACCUCCACCAGAGGCAGCUGCUAAGGUGGUGAAGAAAGUGAGGCAUGUGGCGGCUCCAAUGGACGUGAAGAGAAGUGGGAAGGGUGGUGGUGGAGGUGUGAAUUUGUUGCAGGUUUUUAGUGAUAUUGAUGAUUGUUUUCUAAAGGCCUUUGAGAGUGCCCAUGAGGUUUCCAAGAUGUUGGAGGCCAAUAGGUUGCAUUACCACUCUAAUUUUGCUGAUAAUAGAGGUCACAUUGAUCAUUCUGCGAGGGUCAUGCGUGUCAUCACGUGGAAUAGGUCUUUUCGAGGUUUAAUAAAUACCGAGGAGAAGGAUGAUGACUUUGAUUCUGAAGAGCAUGAAACACAUGCUACAGUCUUGGACAAGAUGCUAGCAUGGGAAAAAAAACUUUAUGAUGAAGUCAAGGCAGGAGAGCAGAUGAAACUUGACUAUCAAAAAAAAGUUGCUUCACUGAACAAAUUAAAGAAACGUGGUGCCAGUACUGAAUCACUGGAAAGAGCAAAAGCAUCAGUCAGUCAUCUGCAUACAAGAUAUAUUGUUGAUAUGCAAUCGAUGGAUUCAACCGUUUCGGAGAUAAAUCGUCUUCGUGAUGAGCAACUCUACCCAAAACUUGUAGCACUUGUUGAUGGGAUGGCUACAAUGUGGGAGACAAUGCAAAUGCAUCACCAAAGCCAGCUAAGAAUUGUACAGGCCCUACAGUCUCUGUUCAUCUCCGAGGAGGCUGCAAAAGAAACAAGCGAUCACCACCAUGAACGUACAGUCCAGCUGUGGGGAGUUUGUCAAGAGUGGCAUUUACAGUUUGAGAAGCUUAUGGGACAACAAAAACGAUACAUUAAAGAAUUAAGCAACUGGCUGGGAAUAAAUCUCAUUCCUAUAGAUAACAACUUGAGGGAGAAGGUUUCAUCUCCUCAAAGGCCCCAAAAUCCUCCAAUUCAGAAUCUCCUCCACGUCUGGCAUGAUCACCUUGACAAGCUACCAGAGGAGCUUGCAAGAACUGCUAUAUUUAACUUUGCAGCUGUAGUGAACACUAUAAUGCAGUAUCAAGAAGAAGAGAUGAAACAAAGGGACAGAUGUGAGGACUCACGAAAGGAACUAUCUCGCAAACAGCAACAGUUAGAGGAUUGGUAUAACAAGCAAAUGCAGCGGAGAACAGCGCCAGAUGAAAUGGAUGCAGAUAGUGGAAUAGAUAGAGAUCACAUUGCAGAGCGGCAGUUUGCUGUAGAUGUAGUAAAGAAGAGGCUGGAAGACGAGGAGGAAGAAUACAGGAAACUGUGUAUUCAAGUCCGAGAAAAGUCUCUAACAAGUCUAAAAACUCGUUUGCCAGAGUUAUUCAGGUCAAUGACAGAGUUUUCUUAUUCCUGUUCAGAAAUGUACAGAAACUUGAGAUCGGUGUCCAUUGCUCGCAAUUUAAACGGGAUUUCAUAGUGUAAGACUGUAGGUUUUUUGUAUUUUAUGUUCAAUAUAAUCUCUCAUAUACUGUAUAAUUUUUGAACUACAUGUUCUUGA
Daucus carota subsp. sativus is the source of this 2720-nucleotide messenger RNA. Its product is annotated as protein ROLLING AND ERECT LEAF 2. Lineage: Eukaryota; Viridiplantae; Streptophyta; Magnoliopsida; Apiales; Apiaceae. Bases 393 to 2639 code for a protein of 748 amino acids. The record is from RefSeq and is a predicted model, not a curated record. The transcript is spliced from 4 exons.